AUGGAACUUCGAAAAGGAUGCGCUUUAGAAGGAAAGAGAGUAAAAUUGGACCUAAAAGAGAAUUCAUCCACUGUAAAGAAGGCAGCAAGCAAAUGCCCCUAUUAUAGGGGUGAUGCUAUCGAGGAGCUAUCAAAUGAGAUCCUAGCAAGUGCUCUUUGUAGCACGAGCGAGGUGAUACUUCAUGCGUCAACUCGAGCGGCUUGGGGAAUCGACUUGAAGGGGAAUGUUCUGGUCCUUGAUGAGGCCCACAAUGUUUUGGAAACGAUAGGGUCUUUAUAUUCUACAGAGGUUACUUCUGUAUCCACCACGCUUGCGCUCUCUUUGAUACGAGAGUAUUUGGACACUUAUAAAUCGCGACUGAAAUCUAAGAACCUCUUGUAUAUGAAGCAACUGUUGGCUGUUGUUGGAGCUCUUGAUCAAUACUUACGGAAGAAUUUGAGUACACCAGAGGAAGUGUUAACAAUUCAAGGCCUUGUCAUUGCAUUGGGCUUGACAGAAGUUAAUCUCUUCAAGAUUGUGCACUAUAUGGAGUCAACAGAUAUGUGCAGGAAGUUUCACGGUUUCUUUAUUCGCUCGAUGAAAUCCCGCGUUUCCGUAUCGCAGUCGUCCACUUCCAAGAGUGGAAUCGGCAAGCUAAUGGCGCCUAAGAAGUUG
Messenger RNA from Ostertagia ostertagi, 654 nucleotides. NCBI's taxonomy places the organism in Eukaryota, Metazoa, Nematoda, Chromadorea, Rhabditida, Trichostrongylidae. The record is from the annotation of a GenBank genome assembly.